AUGAUGAUGGUUGCUAAGGUAGUCUGUGCCAUUUUCAUACGGAGCUGUCUCUGGGUGUUACUGGUCUCCUCUAGUUUGACCCGUGCAUUUGAGUCCGACAUAGAUUGCCUGAGAACCCUAAAGUCCCAGCUCAAGGACCCCAAUGGACAUCUGUCCAAUUGGUUAUUUGGAAACGAAGCUGACCACUAUAUCUGCAAGUUCAGCGGUGUGAUUUGCUGGCAUGAUGAUAGCAAGAACAGAGUGUUUAAACUCGAGUUUGGUGGUUUUGGUCUUGAGGGAGAGUUUCCUAGUGGGGUUAAAGAAUGCUCCUUCUUGGUUGGUCUCAAUCUUACUGGAAAUAGCCUCUCUGGUACUCUUCCACCAGACCUGUUCUCCCUUCUUCGCUAUCUUUCUGCUGUGGACCUCUCUUACAACAGCUUCUCUGGUGAAAUCCCUGAUACUUGGUCAAAUAUCUCCUACCUAGACACUCUUUUGCUUGAUCAUAACCGGUUCACAGGUCACAUACCGCCCGGGUUAGUCUCGAAUCCACGACUCAAGCAGUUCUCGGUGGCGCACAAUGAUCUCGAAGGUCCAAUUCCCAUAUUCACCAAUGCAAACAUCCAUCUCUCGAGUUUUGAAGACAAUCCGGGUCUGUGUGGUUUCCUGCUGAGUCCCUGCCCAGCAGAUUCAUCCCAUCCCAUGCCUAUUAUCGCAACAAGCAUUGCUGCAGCUGCCUUUUUCCCUGUAGGUGCAUGCUUGGGCUGGUUCUGUGUUGGCAAGAGACUGAAACAACGACGGAGAAGACGUUAG
Molecule: messenger RNA, 789 nt
Organism: Thlaspi arvense
Lineage: Eukaryota; Viridiplantae; Streptophyta; Magnoliopsida; Brassicales; Brassicaceae
Source: the annotation of a GenBank genome assembly